Molecule: messenger RNA, 2289 nt
Organism: Boleophthalmus pectinirostris (great blue-spotted mudskipper)
Lineage: Eukaryota; Metazoa; Chordata; Actinopteri; Gobiiformes; Gobiidae
Product: tripartite motif-containing protein 16-like
Exons: 1
Coding region: 71-1732 (553 amino acids)
Molecular function (GO): zinc ion binding; protein binding
Source: RefSeq, a predicted model, not a curated record
UCUGCACGGAGCUGUGGGUGCGGCCUGGCUCUUAACUUUUAUUUAUGUCAGUGUUUAUGAUCCAAAAGAGAUGGCUCAGAAAGCUCUUGACCUCUCUGCCUUUUCCUGCUCCAUGUGUUUGGAUCUACUGAAGGAUCCUGUGACUCUUCCCUGUGGACACAGCUACUGCAGGGCCUGUGUCCAACAGCACUGGGACCAAGAGGACAAGAAGCAGCUCUACAGCUGUCCUGAAUGUCGCCUCAGCUUCAGCCCCAGGCCUGUCCUGGGUAAAAACAUCAUGUUAGCAGGUUUAGUGGAGCAGCUGAAGACAGCGCCCCCUGCUGCUCGCUGCUAUGCCGGACCUCAGGAUGUGUCCUGUGAUGUGUGCACUGGGAAAAAGCUGAGAGCUGUCCAGUCCUGUCUGCAGUGUGUGGCCUCUUUCUGUGAGCGCCACCUACAGCCUCAUUAUGAAACUACAGUCUUUAACUUGCACCAGCUAGUGGCGCCGUUCCACAAGCUCCAGGAGAAGCUGUGCUCUGAACACCACAGACUGAUGGAACUAUUCUGCCGCAGUGACCAGCGUCUGCUCUGCUCCCUGUGUGUGGAUCAGCACAAUGGUCAUGACCUGGUGACCUCUGCUUCAGAGAGGGCUCAGAUACAGGCAGAGCUGCCAGCCAGGAGGGCCCUGCUGCUCCAGAGCCUCCAGCACAAAGAGACAGACCUCCAGAGGCUCCAACAGGAGGCACAGGACAUCAGCCACUCUGCUCAGACAGCAGUGCAGCACAGCGGGGACAGUUUCAGAGACAUGGCCCUUCUCCUGGAGAGAACACAAGCUGAAGUGGAGCAGCAGAUCCGCUCCCAAGAGCAGACCCAACUGAGACGAGUCCAAGAGCUCCAGGACCAACUGCAGGAGGACGUGAGGGGGCUAAAGAGGAGCCUCUCUGAGCUGGACACACUGGCCCUCACCCAGGAUCAUAACCAGUUUAUACAGGUCUACACCUCACUGUCCCCACACACACAGAGCACAGAGCCAGUCUCCAUUCACACAGGAGACCAGGAGGUCUUUAAAGAAGUGACCAGAGCUGUGUCCAAACUCAAGGACUCACUCCAGCUCAUUCUAAGUCCAGACCAGAAACCAGGCCAGAGACCGGACCAGAGACCUGUUCAGGUUUUACUUUCAUCUGCUGAACCCAGCUCCAGAGAGGAGUUCUUACAAUAUUCUACAGAAUUCACUCUGGACCCAAACACAGCUCACACGUGUCUGUCUCUGUCUGAUGGAAACAGAAAAGUCACAUUAGUAAAUGAACACCAGGGUUUUCCAGAUCAUCCAGACAGAUUCAGUGACUGGGAGCAGGUCCUGAGCAGAAAGGGUGUGAUGGGCCGCUGUUACUGGGAGGUGGAGUGGAGUGGGGAGUGGGCUCAUAUUGCUCUGUCAUACAGAGAAAUACAGAGGAAAGGCUCUAAUGAAUGUUUGUUUGGAAGAAAUGAUAAGUCUUGGGCCUUAGACUGUUACAAAACCAGAUAUUCCUUUUGGUUUAACUCAGUCCAGUGCCAGGUCUCAGGUCCAGUCUGGCCCAGAAUCGGGGUUUACCUGGACCACAGUGCAGGGGUUUUGUCCUUUUACAGCGUCUCUGAAAGAACCAUGAGCCUCCUGCACAGAGUCCAGACCAGGUUCACUCAGCCUCUCCACACUGGCCUUUGGUUUUACUCUUGUAAUCCUGGAGACACUGCACAUUUCCCUAAACUCAAAUAGCAGCUUGAAUUCAAAACAAAAUAUCCAAGAAUCUGUUAUUGAUUUUGAUUUUUAUUUUUUACUGUAAUCAAGUAAAAAACUGCAUAUAUCUACAUAUGUAUAAUGUUGGUUAUUUUAGAGUUUUCGCAAUUUAAAAAAAAAUUAAACAAAGUCGUUUGAGCUACAAAUAUGUAUUUUGUCAAAGAUUAGCAUAUAUAUGUGUGAUAAAAGAUAAAGAGAGAGGAGAAGGGAAAAGAGAAUUCAAACGAUGACAAAACACAACUUAUAUAUGACAUAUUGUAUCUUACACAAUAUUAAUUUAUAAAGUAGAACAUCAGCCAACAUCACACACUAUCACUCUACUGUUCACUAAUACUGUUCUAGAAAUAUUCAAGAAACUUCUUUUUUUUUUUUGGUUUAUUUGAAAGAAGACUUUUUAUUAUUUUAUUAUUUAAUUACAUUUAUAACCUUGCUUAUUAAAACAUAUAAUUUCUUUUCCACAAUACUGAUUUAGAAUCACAACUUUUCACUAUUAAUGUUCACUAUUACUGAAACUAGACUAGAUAAUAUAUUUAGAA